AUGAUAGGAGUUGUUUUAGUUUUGUUAGUAUUAGGAAGUGAAGGGAGUUCAUUUAAUUUAAGUGAGGAUCCACUUAAGUUAUUUGAGCAAUUUAAACAAGAGUAUAAAAGAGAAUAUUUAAAUGCUGCUGAAGAGUUAAGAAGAAAAGCUGUUUUUAUAAAAAAUGUAGAGACGAUGAGAGAGCACAACGCAAAAGGAAGUUCAUAUAGAAUGGGAAUUAAUAAAUUUGCAGAUAUGGAAGAUAGUGAACUUCUUGCAGCAUCAAGUAGAAUACAAAAUAAUAGAAGAAUGGGUGCAAAAAGAAUUCAAGAAAUGAUUAAAAUGGAAAAAGUAAGUCCAACAAAACAAACUCUUAAACAAGCUGUUCCAGCUAAUUAUACAUUAUGUACUUCUGCAGCAGAAUAUAAUUAUUGUGGAACAAAUAAUAUUAAUCAAAAUACAUGUGGUGGGUGUUAUGCAGUUGGACCAGCUCAACACUUAUCAACAAUCUAUGCUUACCUAACUAAACAAGCUAAUAAUGAUAAACCAAAAAGAAAAUUAUUAUCUGCCCAACAAUUACUUGAUUGUAACACUGUGGCAUGGGGUGGAUGUGGAGGAGGAUUUGCUGAAGAUGUUCUUAAUUCAAUAAAUGGAAUUUAUUAUGCAGAUGAUUAUCCAUUUAUUGAUGCUGAUAAAGAUUGUGAAGAUCCUGAAGAUUGUGAGAAGUUUAAACAUGAAUGUAAAUCAUUAGAAGUUGAAUAUCCAUUAAAAUUUGCUACUGAAAAUAAAUUUACUCACUUUGACAAUAAAAAUUGGGAAGAAAUAAAAGAAAUUAUUUAUAAAUAUCAUGGAUUUAUUAGUGCAAUGAAAGUUACUAGUUCGUUAUAUAGAUAUGAAGGUGGUAUUUAUAAGUCUGAAAGUUGUACUGGACAAAUUACUGAUCACGUUAUUACUGUUGAUGGUUAUGGAGAAUGUGAUGGACAUAAAUUCCUUUGGGUAAGGAACUCUUGGGGAAAUGAUUGGGGAAUUGAAAAUGGACAUUUCAAAAUUGAUUGGAAUACUCUUUGUGGUAUUAAUGGUGUUGAUGUAUUUAGGAAUGGUAAUUCACUUCAAAAUAAUUUAUAUGUUGAAAUGGAAUUAGGGGAUGGUGAUAUUGCUGAAUAUAACCCUGAAGAUGGUGCAGGUGAUGAUAAUGAAGAUCCAAUUGGUUGUACCAUUGUUCCUUCAUCUGGUGAUCCAUCCAAUGGUCCUGAUGAUAACAAAACAACAGGAGUUGUUAUGGUUUUAUUCAUCUUCUUAAUGAUUUUCUUCAUCUAA
Entamoeba dispar SAW760 is the source of this 1296-nucleotide messenger RNA. RefSeq names its product Gut-specific cysteine proteinase precursor, putative. The transcript has a single exon. Lineage: Eukaryota; Evosea; Mastigamoebida; Endamoebidae. The coding region runs from base 1 to 1296 and encodes 431 amino acids. Gene Ontology annotation, cellular component: lysosome. Gene Ontology annotation, molecular function: cysteine-type endopeptidase activity. The record is from RefSeq and is a predicted model, not a curated record.